This is a messenger RNA of Coregonus sp. 'balchen', 3868 nucleotides long. The record is from the annotation of a GenBank genome assembly. NCBI's taxonomy places the organism in Eukaryota, Metazoa, Chordata, Actinopteri, Salmoniformes, Salmonidae.
AUGCAGGAGGAGAAGGUGAUCCCCAGAGAGAGGACUCUGCGCAUGCUGGCCGACAUUCUGGAGAGUAAUGGACAGGAGGUGCCCUUCGAGGUGUCUGAGGUAAAAACCUUCUGAAAUCCACUCUGCCACCGUUAGUAAACACAGCUCUCCUUAUCUUUUUAUUCCAUCAGUGAUUUCCCCAAAUCAGUGUUUGCUUCAUUAAAUCUCAUCCUCUCUGAUAAUGUUCAGUUUGUUACACAGAGAAUAAUGAGCAGGAAGCUAAUGAGCAGGAAGCUACCUCUUAGUACCUCAGAGAUUAUUGGUAUCAUUAUCCUUGGCUGUUGCCAUGGUGCCCCCUCUGUUCUGGUUGACUCCUGGUUGGUUGAAAUCCCUGAAGUAGUCUGAUUCUCCACACCUCUGGCCACAGACAGUCUGAAACCACAAAUCCCUUGAUUUCAUCUAAGGGAAAUUGGAUUUUGGGAUGAUCGCGGGAAAAUCUGACGUUGGGACAGGAAUUAAUACUAGCCCAUAAUGCUAACUAAUUCAGCCACUGCUAAAUACCACCAUAUGUCUGCUGCUUAGUGGACUUCAUCACAUGUCACUAGAGGACUCUGGCAGAGGCUGCUGGAACGAUGUGACCAAAUUACCCAGCAUUCCCUCUGCCUGACUGCACCAGUUUCCUCGCAGUUGAUUCAGAAUACAUUAUUUCUCCAUUGGAAUACAUUAUUUUCCAGCUUCCUUCCAGAUGUGUCCAUGUUUGUUUGGCUUGUUUGGCUUGUUGGGGAGGCCUGGAGCGAGAUGACACUCAACGUGAUGGCUUUAGCCCUUGGCGAUGACCCUUGUGACCUGAGGGGCCCUGGAGUUGUCAACCCCCACACCCCCUUUUAUCCUCCCUGGCCCCGAUGCCUAGCCUAAUUCACCACUGGCCAGCACAGCUUAACCCCCUCCCCCGGUUGCUAAACGGGUGACUGAACAUCGGGGGGCUCUGCCCUGUCUAUACUACUCACAAACAAACACACACCUCACUCGAAAAAGAUUAAUCGCAAUUUUUAUACUUAAAUGGACAUUUCAUAUUAUAUGACUCUGGGUUUGUUUUGAUCAUGUCUAGGUCAGUGAGAUGUGUUUUACACAUAAUUGGCCACGAAGAAGGCGGUUCUGGGUUUUGCAUGCCGAACGAUACACCCGUUGACCGCAUCCGGUGUAUUAUUGGGGUGGACGAGAUCUGAAAAUGAAUGUAGUCCUGUUUUGUGGCCUUUCAUGAAGCCUCUUUCAUACUGAUCACACGACAACGAUUGUAUAGAUAUGGUUGUCCUUGUUCGAUAUAGCCAUUGGACGUCUUUCAGCGAUGUUCCUAUCGGAAGAUUCAUUGCUAGAUAUACAAGGUGACACAUUGCUUCCAGCCUCUGAAAGACUACAGCUCGGUGUGGGGCGGAUCGUCCUGCUUUGUCCCCGUCACCCACUAUGAAUGCCUGACCUUGUGGUACACUAGCAGACGAAUACACAUGAAAUAGAAACUUCCUGAUUCGACCGGUGAAAUGAAAAUGCACUCGUUCUAGCUUGUGGUGAGGAGAUUUUUGAUGGUUAUGGCAAAAUGUUAUUAAUAUAGUAAUUACUAUAUACCAUGGCAGAGCUAAGGUGAAAUUUCACAUUAAAUAUAUAUAUUAUUGAUAUAAAAUAGACUAACCUACAGUUGUCAAACUUAUUGUACAGACCAAUCUUAUCCUAUCUUGCUACUAUCCCUACUAAAUACAUCAGAGAUUCACAGGAAGCCCCUCUCUGCAGCCAACUCCAACACCCCCGGAAUGACUUUUCUCUGUCCCUCCAUCAGUAAAAACCCACUGGUUGCCUAAGCUCACACUGCUCGUUAAACUCCCUCCUGCUGUGAAACCCCACCUUGCUCUUCAUUUCCAUGUGCUUGUGGAACAGUCUGCGUUUCUCUUGCUCAGGCAGUUGCUGGCUGUAGCAGAAGCUGGCCAUGUUUAGGGACUUCCAGUAUCACUCACAGAUCUCGGAGAAACCCGGGAGAACCUGACCUAAAGCCACACGUACAACCAGUUCUAGAUGUACAGUACCAGUCAAAAGUUUGGACACACCUACUCACUCCAGGGUUUUUCUUUAUUUUUACUAUUUUCUACUUUGGAGAAUAAUAGUAAAGACAUCAAAACUAUGAAAUAACACAUAUGGAAUCAUGUAGUAACCAAAAAGUGUUAAACAAAUAUAUUCUUUAUUUUAGAUUCUUCAAAUAGCCACCCUUUGCCUUGAUAACAGCUUUGCAUACUCUUGGCAUUCUCUCAACCAGCUUCACCUGGAAUGCUUUUCCAACAGUUUUGAAGGAGUUCCCACAUAUGCUGAGCACUUGUUGGCUGCUUUUCCUUCACUCUGAGGUCCGACUCAUCCCAAACCAUCUCAAUUCGGUUGAGGUCGGGGGAUUGUGGAGGCCAGAUAAUCUGAUGCAGCACUCCAUCACUCUCCUUCUUGGUAAAAUAGCCCUUACACAGCCUGGAGGUGUGUUGGGUCAUUGUCCUGUUGGAAAACAAAUGCAGAAUGCUCUGGUAUCCAUGCUGGUUAAGUGUGCCUUGAAUUCUAAAUAAAUCACAGAUAGUGUCACCAGCAAAGCACCAUGCUUUACGGUGGAAAAUACACAUGCGGAGAUCAUCCGUUCACCCCCACUGCGUCUCACAAAGACAAGGCGGUUGGAACCAAAAAUGUCAAAUUUGGACUCCAGACCAAAGGACACAUUUCCACCGGUCUAAUGUCCAUUGCUCAUGUUUCUUGGCCCAAGCAGGUCUCUUCUUCUCAUUGGUGUGAUAAGGUGGUGUUGAAGGAGUCAGGCACAGGAGGAUAAAUCACAGAAACAGGCUUUAAUCCGAAAAAUACAGGUUUAUGCAGAAAUGCGUCAAACACACUUCAGGGCACAAAACAGGUGCACUGGAAAAUACAAGGCACACAGGAAAAAUACUCCCGUCGAUACCAAAUACAAGAGUUCCAUCGAGCUUCAUUAACCUCCAAAACAAACAAUCACCCACAAGGACAAGGGGGCAGAGGGAACAUUUAUACACAGACUAAUUAGGGGAAUAGAACCAGGUGUGUGUGAUUGACAAGACAAUUGUGAUGAUGAUUGGGGCGGCAGUGGUUAGUACUCCGGUGACGACGAACGCCGAAGCCUGCCCGAACAAGGAGGGGAGGCAGCCUUGGCGGAAGUCGUGACAAUUGGUGUACUUUAGUAGUGGUUUCUUUGCAGCCAUUCGACCAUGAAGGCCUGAUUCACACAGUCUCCUCUGAACAGUUGAUGUUGAGAUGUAUCUGUUACUUUAACUCUGUGAAGCAUUUAUUUGGGCUGCAAUUUCUGAGGCUGGUAACUCAAAUGAACUUAUCCUCUGCAGCAGAGGUAACUCUGGGUUUUCCAUUCCUGUGGCGGUCCUCAUGAGAGCCAAUUUCAUCAUAGUACUUGAUGGUUUUUGUGACUGCACUUGCGUCGCUAUAGUUUUGUACCGUUGUUUAUGUAUGGCCAUGUGAAUAUUGUUACCAGUGGAUGUUUUGUUACCAGUGGGUGUUUGUUACCAGUGGAUGUUUUGUUACCAGUGGGUGUUUGUUACCAGUGGGUGUUUUGUUACCAGUGAGUUUUUUGUUACCAGUGGGUGUUUGUUACCAGUGGGUGUUUUGUUACCAGUGGGUGUUUGGAUAGUUGUAAUUAACAGUGUGUUGUAUUCUACCUUUCCAUAGGUGUGGUAUGAGCAGGCUGCAGACAGAGGCACAGGCAGAGACCAAGCCUGCAGGGUCAAAGAGAAAAGCCACCAAGUCAGCCAGCACCCAAGCUGCUACUGCAGAGAACAGCCCUGCUGACUACCAGUUCAGACUGCUCACCCUCUGCAAGAAGGGCAAGGCCAAA